UUUCUGCGGGGGUUGGCGCCUGGGGGGGUAGGUAGUCCCUUCAAAUAGAGAGAGAGAUGAGAUUCAGGAGAACCUUCACCUUUUUUCCUUUCCUUCGCUUUCAGUGUAUUAAUUAGCAAAUCCAAACUCUUGGAGCCAGACGCAAGCUUUACCCUUUCUCUUUCCUGUUCUCUUCGUUUUUUUUCCUUUAAAUUUGUUCCUGGUGUAAAAGAGAAACAUGGAGCCCGAUCCUGAACAGCCCACGCUCUCCUCCCUUGGAAAGGCGGGGAAGUCCUCGGGAGAGAUUGGUGGUGUAGAAGAGCCUCUUCUUAAUGGGGGGAUUCACCCUUCAGAGAAUUACUCUCUUGCUUCUGCAAUCUUCCCGUUUCUAUUCCCCGCUCUUGGAGGACUGUUGUAUGGUUAUGAUAUUGGUUCUACAUCUUGUGCUACAAUAUCAAUAAAGUCAGCCACGUUAAGUGGUAUUUCAUGGUACGACUUGAAUUCUGUGGACAUCGGGCUCAUUACCAGUGGAUCACUAUAUGGAGCUUUGAUCGGCUCUGUCUUGGCCUUCAAUAUUGCUGACUUUCUAGGGAGAAGAAGAGAGUUGAUUCUGGCUGCUUUCUUAUAUCUUGUUGGAGCGCUUGUGACAGCCCUAGCACCUGUCUUUGCUGUUAUGGUGAUUGGGCGGUUUGUAUUUGGUAUUGGAAUUGGAUUGGCAAUGCAUGCUGCUCCAAUGUACAUAGCUGAGACAGCUCCAAGUCAAAUACGUGGUCAACUAAUCUCUCUGAAAGAGUUCUUCAUAGUACUUGGCAUGGUUGGAGGUUAUGGAAUUGGUAGUCUAUUAGUUGAUACUGUAGCUGGUUGGCACUAUAUGUAUGUAGCCAGUACACCUUUGGCAGUAAUUAUGGGAAUUGGAAUGUGGUGGCUACCAGCAUCACCUAGAUGGCUGCUAUUACGUGCCAUACAAGGAAAAGGCAGUAUGCAGGAGUUAAAAGAAACUGCAAUAUGUUGCUUAUGCCGGCUCAGGGGUGAAGCUAUUGGUGACACUGCUCCUGCGAAAGUAGAUGAGAUUCUUGCUGAACUCACUGUUGUUGGUGAAGAAAAAGAAGUUGCACUAACAGAAGUUUUCCGAGGAAAAUGCUUGAAAGCCCUCACAAUUGGUGCAGGGCUAGUUUUGUUCCAACAAAUCACUGGGCAACCAAGUGUUCUGUAUUAUGCUGCAUCAAUUCUUCAGAGUGCAGGAUUUUCAGCAGCGUCUGAUGCAACACGGGUCUCAAUACUUAUUGGUUUAUUUAAGUUAAUCAUGACAGGAAUAGCUGUUCUUGUUGUUGAUAGACUUGGAAGGCGACCUCUACUACUUGGUGGUGUUUCUGGAAUGGUUAUAUCUUUAUUCCUCCUGGGAUCAUAUUACAUUUUUCUGGAUGAUGCACCAGUUGUUGCUGUUGCUGCACUGCUGUUGUAUGUUGGAUGUUAUCAGUUAUCCUUUGGUCCUAUUGGUUGGCUGAUGAUUUCAGAGAUUUUUCCCCUACGCCUAAGAGGGCGGGGGCUUGGUAUAGCAGUGCUUGUGAAUUUUGGUGCAAAUGCACUUGUGACAUUUACAUUUUCCCCUUUGAAGGCAUUGCUGGGAGCUGGGAUUUUAUUCUAUGUAUUUGCAGCGAUAGCUGUGGUGUCUCUCCUUUUUAUAUUCUUCAUCGUGCCAGAGACCAAAGGGCUCACUCUCGAGGAAAUCGAGGCCAAAUGUUUAUAGAUUUUGAGGUGGUGGCUAUGGUAUCUGCAGACCCUUUCGCAUAUGCAGAAAAAAGGGAUGCAGUUUUAUACUGUACUGUGUCCACGCUGUGUUGCUGCUUACAGUGACAAAAAUCAACAGAUAAGCAUAAUCCUCAAUGAUAGUCACAUGCUAUUGGCUUGAAUAAUAUAUAGUUUAUGUAAUGUAUCUUUCUACUUUGUUCACUAUAUCCUUUUGGAUAA
Populus euphratica (Euphrates poplar) is the source of this 1947-nucleotide messenger RNA. Its product is annotated as D-xylose-proton symporter-like 2. Gene Ontology annotation, molecular function: D-glucose transmembrane transporter activity. Gene Ontology annotation, cellular component: membrane. The coding region runs from base 218 to 1726 and encodes 502 amino acids. The transcript has 14 exons. The record is from RefSeq and is a predicted model, not a curated record. Gene Ontology annotation, biological process: D-glucose transmembrane transport. NCBI's taxonomy places the organism in Eukaryota, Viridiplantae, Streptophyta, Magnoliopsida, Malpighiales, Salicaceae.